Molecule: messenger RNA, 2445 nt
Organism: Penicillium chermesinum
Lineage: Eukaryota; Fungi; Ascomycota; Eurotiomycetes; Eurotiales; Aspergillaceae
Product: putative glutaminase
Exons: 5
Coding region: 1-2445 (814 amino acids)
Source: RefSeq, a predicted model, not a curated record
AUGCAGCUGUCGCUUGCCGUGCUGGCGGUCGUCGCUCAGGCGGCCGUCACAACAGCAUCAUCGCUUACACCGCCAGUACUGCCGCUCAUCGUGCGCAACCCUUACUUGAGCACUUGGCUGGGAAAUGCCCGUGAAGCACCUUGGUCCAAAUGGCCUAUGUUUUAUACCGGAGAGGAAGUUGGGCUCUCUGUGUUAGCCCAUGUCCCCAGCAAGGGCUCCGUUUAUCCGCUUGUUGGCAAGCCCCAGGAUUCCCUGGACAAAAACGAAGGAUAUAACGUCCACUACCCUGAGUAUCUCGGUCACAACUACGACGCAUCCACGACCAACUUGACCUACCGGAUUGAUACAGGAAGCCCAGCCCCCAUUGAAAUUACUGUCUCGUUCCUCUCUCCAAUUACGCCCACAUCGACUUUGCGACAGUCGAUUCCGGCUUCUUACAUCACAGUUGAUGUACAUGGCGAAGUUCCAGUCAACGUUUACAUAGACAUUGACGGACGCUGGGUCAGUGGUGACACUGGUUCCCAGCUGAACUGGCAGCAUAACGCUGUGCAAGCUAGCGACAAAAAGCCAAGCCUCCAGAGAUGGCAGGUUCGAAGGGAAAACGAGCUCCACCUUUCGGAGAUCCGUGACCGAGCCGAAUGGGGCACGAUCCAUUUCACUGGACCUGCUGACGCAUAUUUUGAGUCAGGAGAGGCUGGUAAGGUCAGGAAAGCAUUUGCCAGCGCUGGUGUCCUUGGGAACGAGAACGAUGGAGAAUUGCGUGCCAUUCGAGACCGUUCGCCUGUCUUCGCGUUCUCCAAGACAUUCAAUCUCGGCGAGUCUUUCAAGCGAACUGCCGACAGCGUGACCUUUACGAUCGCUCUCAUUCAAUUCCCCGUUGUCCAGUACGCAUCCGCUCGGGGAUUAACUCAGAUGCGACCGCUCUGGGAAUCGUGGUUCCCUACUACUGAAGAGCUCCUGGAAUUCCACUAUAACGACCACGCCGCGGCCAUCUCUCUUGCAUCCAACUAUUCCCACCAGCUUGCCGAUGACGCUUAUCUCUCCGGCGCGGAAGACUAUGUUGAUAUUGUUGCUCUCUCCGCACGCCAGGUGCUGGGAGCAACCACAUUCUCGGGAACCCCAGAUAACCCCAUUUUGUUCCUGAAGGAGAUUUCCUCCAACGGAAACUUCCAAACCAUCGAUGUCAUCUUCCCUGCUUUCCCCUUCUUCUUGUAUACCAACCCGCGUUGGCUAGCUUAUCUCUUGGAGCCUUUGAUUGAGCAUAUGUUGAGCGGUCAAUACCCGAAUACCUAUGCGAUGCAUGAUCUGGGAACCCACUUCCCCAAUGCUACUGGACACCCUGAUGGCAAGGACGAAUACAUGCCAGUGGAGGAGUGUGGCAAUAUUUUGAUCAUGGGUCUUGCCAUUGCAAACUCCCUGCAGUAUGAAGGGGCAUCUGAAGCCUCUUCCAUGUGGUCAAGCCAGGGUAGCAAUCCUCCUGUCUACUCAAGCGAGUCAUCCGGGUUCUUCCCUCUCAAUGACCUCCAAGUGCAGUCAGGAAUUGCCCACCAAGAUGGUAAAUGGGGAGGGGGCAUAGCUGGCAAGAACCUUGCUAAGAAAUGGGUCAAACGUAGCUACCGACUAUGGAAGCAGUGGACUGGAUAUCUGGUGGAGUUCUCUCUCGAACCUGCCAACCAACUUUCUACCGAUGAUUUUGCUGGCUGGCUGGCUCUGCAGACCAACCUUGCCCUGAAAGGUAUUGUUGGUAUUAAUGCGAUGGCCAAGCUCGCUGAGCUUACCGGGCAUGAUGAUGAUGCUAGAUACUUCAAGACUAUUGCCGGUGACUACGUCGCCAAGUGGGAAGAGAAGGGCAUGUCCCGCGAUGGCACCCACGCCAAACUGGCCUACGACUGGUAUGGGUCUUGGACAACCAUCUACAACCUGUACGCCGACGCCCAGCUCUGCUUCCACCUUGACGGAGCCGACAACUCUUCGAAUACAUCGCCAGGGUUCGUUCCCCGCCACAUCUACCAGAAGCAAUCAGUGUGGUACCACUACGUGCGGCAGAAAUACGGUCUGCCUCUUGACAGCCGGCAUCUAUACACAAAGACCGACUGGGAGUUCUUCUCAAUGGCAGUUACGUCGAAGCCCGUUCGUACUGAGAUCCUUGAGUCUGUCGCCAAAUGGGUCAACGAGACUGUUACCGACCGCCCAUUCACGGAUCUUCACCAGACCGAGGGCGAUGGCAACUUCCCCGGCCCGAACUUCUUUGCUCGUCCCGUCAUUGGUGGCCAUUUUGCUUUCCUGGCUCUCCAGCGUGCCUGCGGUGGUCGUGCUAUGCCUGGUCUGUCUUUCUUGGACGAUGUUGACCAAAAGACUUUGCAGGCAUGGUAUGAUACUGCCGAGACUGCAGCUGUCGACUUCGAGCGUCCUACCCGUAGCCGUUACGCAGGAGAUGAGCUGUGA